AUGCUCUCCCGAGAAGUGCUGCUCUUCUCACCUACACGUGAGGGUAUCCCUUCCUCGGACGACGCGUUCAGUGCUCAGGAUCUCGUUGCGGGUCAGUCGAUCCCUCCUCCCCGCGCAGAGGUUCGCUCAGCCGAACUUACUGACAAAGGCCAUGUACCCAUCUCUCGUCGUCCCCCAAAACAGCUCAAGAUGCGCUCGAAGCCGAAGCACGCGACACGAUCCCGUUCGCCUUCACCGAAUGCACCUACGAGAUGGGCUACAUCAAGCAACCCUUGUACGCGUGUCUGACCUGCCUCAACCACCGCGCCGUCUGCACCGCGUGCUCCGUCUCCUGCCACGGUGAACAUCACCUCGUCGAACUCUUCAACCGGAGGCAUUUUCGCUGCGAUUGUGGCACGGAGGCGAUGGGGGCGGGGAGCGUGUGCGAGGUGACGAAUCGCAAGGAUGCACCGAGGAAUGACGAAAAUCGUUACGACAAGAAUUUUCUGGGCAAAUUCUGCGUUUGUGGAAAGGACUAUGACCCCCACACCGAGACGUGAGUGGUCCGGACAUUGCACAGCGUUCUUGUGUCUUGAAACUGACAUGAACAUGCUUGCUCACGAUACAGUGACUCAAUGUACCAAUGCCUCCUCUGCGAAGACUGGCUUCACCACGCCUGUCUCAUCGGAUCCCACGUCGAUUCGGCCGACUCGCUACUCGCGACCGACGAUUUCGACCACGUCGUCUGCGAUGCAUGCGUCCGUCACGAUCACAAGGGCGUCAGGACCAAGCUGCUGGAUCGCUAUGCUGGAAUCGAAGGGAGCGGGGUCAUGCUGCUCGAUCUGAAGACCAACGCGAUCAUUGGGAGAACGGCAUUCGAUGAUGAGGACGAGAACGAGAACGAAGGGCAAGGCGACAACAAACUCAAAGCGAACGAAGAAGGAGACGUGUCCGAAACCAAACUCCACGCUUCGAGCGGCGAUGCCACAGAUCAAGACCGACCAGCCAAGCGAGCUCGACUUGAUGAAUCAACGAUCAAACCGGAAACCUCAUCAUCAUCUUCUUCGGCGCAACAUGAUAUCAUAAAGGGAGAUACUGUCAUAGACCUGCCUACAAAAGCUUGCAAAGCACCCUUACGACCCAGCCCAUCAGAUGUGUCCCCUCUCAAGCGACUCGAACUCGGCGGUGGCAAGCUGAACGUCUUUUUCGAGGAAGGAUGGAGGAUGAGGUGGUGUCAAUGCCAAGAGGUACGCCUCUUCUCCUCGUCGGAGAUGAAUACCAGUGUGUCCGAAGAUCGCAUUCAUCUAACACUCAGCUGACGUCUAUUCGCUAAAUUUAAGCAGUGUUCACCUCUCUUUGCCGACUUUCCAUACUUUCUGGAAGAAGAAGAAUCGUAUGAACCACCGGACGAUCCUGAUGCUCGUGAGUCAUUACCAUUCGAAAGACUACACAAGCACCACGCUGAUGUCUUACAAAUCGUUCACUCGCAGACAAAUCGACGCAUGAACUCGGGUUGGCCGCGCUCUCACGCAUGCCCCGCGAGCAAGCGAUCGAAGGGGCAAUUGCAUUCCGGGGUCUUUCGGAGCGGCUCAAGAAUUACCUAAGGCCUUACUCCGAGUCCGGUGCGACGGUCACGAAGGAGUUGAUUGAUGAGUUUUUUGCAAAGGAGCGGGAAGUAUUGUCGGAGCAGAUGCAGAAGAAUCGGUAG
Messenger RNA from Microbotryum saponariae, 1687 nucleotides. Lineage: Eukaryota; Fungi; Basidiomycota; Microbotryomycetes; Microbotryales; Microbotryaceae. The record is from the annotation of a GenBank genome assembly.